This is a messenger RNA of Chelmon rostratus (copperband butterflyfish), 1360 nucleotides long. Its product is annotated as C-type mannose receptor 2-like. Bases 91 to 1197 code for a protein of 368 amino acids. Lineage: Eukaryota; Metazoa; Chordata; Actinopteri; Chaetodontiformes; Chaetodontidae. The transcript has 5 exons. The record is from RefSeq and is a predicted model, not a curated record.
CGAAGAGGAUGAAUACAGUGAGCAGGCUUCAUCAGAGAGACAUCAGAGCAGAGUGAAGCUGAGGACAGCAGGAAUCAGCAGAGAGCAAAGAUGCAGCGGAGUCUGUUUCUGCUCCUUCUGAUGGGUCAGUGUUCUUUCUUCAUGUGUCACCUCUGUGAGUACCACUUCAUUAGCGACAGCAAGACCUGGGAAGAAGCCCGGAAUUAUUGCAGAGAGACAUACACUGACCUGGCCACAGUGUAUGACAUGAUGGAUGCUGAGAGACUCAGUGUCCCGACAGGGAGACAAGAGGGGGCCUGGAUUGGGCUGCAGAGCCACCCGGGGAAAGAAAACAGGAGGUGGCACUGGUCUCUGCCAGGGGUGGAGCACCAUGAAGCUCCGGAGUGGUGGGCUGAUGGUGAACCAAAUGGCGAACAACUCCUGUCUUUUGAGAACUGUGUGUUGAUGCACAAUGACAAAUGGAUGGAUCAAAAUUGUGAAUGCAGCAAACCAUUUAUCUGCUACAAUGAUGAGACAGCCAAUAAAAAAUUAUAUUUCAUUAACAAGAGCAUGACGUGGCCAGAGGCUCAGAGCCACUGCAGAAAAAAUCACACUGACCUGGUCAGUGGUAUCACUCAGUUGAAUGACGAUGAAUUCAAGGCUGAGAGGAAAAACGAAACAUUUGUCUGGAUCGGCCGGUUCAGAGACACCUGGAGGUGGUCGGACAACAGCAGCUCCUCUUUCAGAAACUGGGAUCUGGAGUUAUUUAGAGAUGAUGAAGAGCAGAAAUGUGCUGUGAUUAAGUUUAACGGAACUGGAAAAUGGAGCUCUGAUGAUUGUCAUGAAGAAAAACCCUUCUUCUGCUACGAAGAUAAAGUGGUCCUGAUCCAGCAAAACAAAACCUGGGAGGAGGCCUUGAAUCACUGCAGAGAGAACCACAACGACCUGGUCUCCAUCACCAACCGUAACGAGCAGAUGUGGGUCCGACAGAAAGCCAAGAGGGCCUCGUCUCCUUAUGUGUGGCUGGGCCUGCGCUACACCUGCACUCUGGACUUCUGGUUCUGGGUCAGUGACGAGGAGGUCGGCUAUGAGAACUGGGCCUCAAGCGAAGAAACGGAUGACUGUGACUUGUCUGGAGCCAUGUCCGGAGGAGGGGAGCAUAAGUGGUCCAAAAAGGCUGAUACGGACAAGUUUAAUUUCAUCUGUUCCAACUUUUAAAAUCCUCCCAACUCACCAGCUUUUGGGCAUCAUUUGUUUAGAAGCUAUUUACACAUGUUUUCUGGGUUCAUUGAAUGGCAUUUUGGGAAAUGUGAACAUAUUUUUGCCUCCUUGUCACAUCUGAGUCUGAUGUUUAACUGAAUAUCUUACAAAUUUCUUACAG